This is a messenger RNA of Penicillium malachiteum, 738 nucleotides long. Its product is annotated as putative GPI anchored glycoprotein. The record is from RefSeq and is a predicted model, not a curated record. The transcript has 3 exons. Bases 1 to 738 code for a protein of 245 amino acids. NCBI's taxonomy places the organism in Eukaryota, Fungi, Ascomycota, Eurotiomycetes, Eurotiales, Aspergillaceae.
AUGCGUUUCCACACUGUCGCCCUUUUGACCGGCGCUACUGCCGUUGCAGCGGGUAACAAUGCGAAUCUUCUGCUUCCUGGCUUCGAGGGUCAUGAUCUGCAAGCUGGUGUUCUGAACAAGGAUGCGGAUGCGACCACUUACCUGGUCACUUGCCCUUCUACUGUGGCCUCCGCUGCUUGCGGAAUCCCCGGUAGCGGUAUGACCGCGAUCGCAGCUCCCACCUCUGCCCAGCUGAUCCAUGUCAACGAUGGAAACACUGCAUCUCUGUCUUGCAAUGUCGCAGGUACCACUUACGCCUCUUGCUACGCGACAUACGGCACCGCCACCGCGCACCAGACCCUGACUGGUACCAACCUUAACUGGAUGGCCGUCACUGUGACAACUAGCAGCACUCCCACCCCUACUCCCACGUUGACUUCCACUACCUCGACUUCGACCUCGACUUCCACUUCAACCCACACCACUGUUAGCCCGACUUCGACUUCGACUUCGACUUUCACCCCAUCUUCCACCUCGACCCCGGUCUGGACUCCUAAGAAGUCCCCCAAGUCUUCUUCGCGCGUCGCAACCUCCACCCCUCUGGUGACUAGCGCUCCUACUGCUACUGGUAGCUCAGUGCCAGGCUCGGCUACCCAGUCUGCGGCAGUUACUACUCCCGCCACUGCUGGCGCUGGAACCCUGGCACGUAACGGCUGGGUUCUUGGUGGUGCCCUGGCUCUGGCUUACGCUUUCGCAUAA